Messenger RNA from Cokeromyces recurvatus, 294 nucleotides. RefSeq lists its product as uncharacterized. NCBI's taxonomy places the organism in Eukaryota, Fungi, Mucoromycota, Mucoromycetes, Mucorales, Mucoraceae. The transcript has 3 exons. The coding region runs from base 88 to 249 and encodes 53 amino acids. The record is from RefSeq and is a predicted model, not a curated record.
UUUAGAAACUGCAAGAAGAAAGAGAGACAAUUGGUUAAAGUUGAAAGAGAUUUAAUUCUAUAAAGAAUGCAUUCUCACAUGUAAAGAAUGGGAGAAGAAAAAGAAAAAGAAAAGGCUAGUGUAUCUUUUUAUACACAUAUUGUAUACAUUUUACUCUCAAGACUCUGUUUACAUAGAUUUCAUUGUAAUGUAUAUUAUAAUUUUUUUUUCUUUCUGCAAGUUUAUUUCAUUAUUCCUUGUAUUGAUUAACUACUCUUUACCACAUGUGAAGCAUCUCUACUUAAAUACUCAAAU